GCGCGCUCUGAUGGGAGGCAGCUCGGUCUGCGUGCUGAGCGAGCCAAUCACAUUUUAGAUAAACACAAUAUUGCGUCACUGUUAUUGUGGUAGCUUGGGCUUCAGCUGCUUUCAGAGAUUUCGCCACCAUUUCGCUUACAUUUAGGCCUCUACAACUGCGUUAACGAGCAGACCCGUAAAUUAUACCAGUACAAUGUCGCUCCAGAAGGACAUUUCAUCGGACGAAAGUUUGCAAGGUUCCUGGGUUGAGCUGCAUUUUAUUGGUACUGGCUCUCAAAGUACUAGUCACCACGGAAGCCAGGAGCAAAUCCCCACCUCUCUUCAGGAGGGUGACGUGGAGAAAAUGCUGCUAGAUGCACAGCACGAGUCGGGAAAAAACAGCUCCAGAGGAAGCUCUCAAUGCAACAGCCCACGUAGAGCCCAGACCCCCCUUCUUCUGUGGAGAGGCUCAGAGGCCAACAGCUCACAGUCAGAUGAGGACUUCCAAGAAAGAAGACGGGAAGUAGAGAAUACGAUGAAGAAAAAUGCUGACUGGAUCUGGGACUGGUCUAGUCGACCUGAGAACAAUCCACCAAAGGAGUUCCUGCUGAAGUACCCUAAGCGCUCGACCUCUCUCAGCAUUAGGAACACCAGUGUCAUGAAGAAGGGAGGUGUUCUCUCUGCUGACUUCCUGAAGCUUUUCCUUCCUUCAUUAAUCAUUUCUCACAUACUCGCUGUUGGCAUAGGGAUAUAUAUUGGGAAGCGUCUUACUUCCCACCUACACACCUACUAAGUAGGAUGGUGGUGUGUUGGCAUGCCUUAAAUGGGACCUUCUGAUGAUCGAGAGAGAUGUGGCCAUGUGACACAAUCCAAUUUGAUUGAGUGCCCCGCUUAGCUCACACCAGCGUAGAGAGUUAAGGAUCUGUUAUUGCUGUUUCAUGGUGUUAACCCCAGAAGACAACAGUGACCAAACCUCUUCUCCUCGCUGUAGUCAGUAUCCCGGCCUCAAGAUGACUGUUUUGCUGCUUCCUGCUCCUUAAAUCUGCACGUUAGGGAACUAAUGUAUAUUAUAUUCCAUUGCCUUUUUUGGUUUUGUAAUGAUAAAAAAUAUGUUAAUAAUCAAUUUAUUUGAUCAGCUGUGGAUAAAGUUGACGUUUUUUUGUUGUUCAAGGGAUCAUUAGCCUAGUGUUAACUUGAUUACUUCCAUUAUUGAUUGCUCGAUUCCUGCACUUGUAUAUUGUGGUUAUGAGAAAGCAUUGUUUAGCACUGACGUGGUCCAUUUAGUUCAUUCUACACAAAAAAAGUCCGAAAUUUAUUUAUGGUCCUAAUGGAAUUAUAAACCAGUUAAUAUGUAGAAACAUGGAUUUAUCAAAGGAAAUGACCAAAUGCAGAUGAACACAAUUAAAAUUUUAUUGAACUUUGGUCAAAAUAAUAAACAAGUGAAUACAUUGCCACCAUGUUAUGAAUCAAUGGACAAAGACAAUGCAUUAUGUUUGUUUUAAUGUCAUCAGUAUAUGUUGUGUAGUCAACCUUCAUUUCUGCAUUUACAACUACGGAGAUAAGAUCCACAUUUGCAAUCUGCGGUUCAAAUUUGGGUGACAACCCUAAUAAAUGAAUAAGGGCA
This is a messenger RNA of Etheostoma cragini (Arkansas darter), 1603 nucleotides long. RefSeq names its product BCL2 interacting protein 4 (gene bnip4). The transcript has 6 exons. Lineage: Eukaryota; Metazoa; Chordata; Actinopteri; Perciformes; Percidae. Gene Ontology annotation, cellular component: nucleus; mitochondrial envelope; mitochondrial outer membrane. The coding region runs from base 194 to 772 and encodes 192 amino acids. Gene Ontology annotation, biological process: mitochondrial outer membrane permeabilization; positive regulation of apoptotic process. The record is from RefSeq and is a predicted model, not a curated record.